Micropterus salmoides (largemouth bass) is the source of this 2314-nucleotide messenger RNA. It is a transcript of the gene spic, whose product is annotated as Spi-C transcription factor (Spi-1/PU.1 related). Gene Ontology annotation, cellular component: nucleus. Gene Ontology annotation, molecular function: sequence-specific DNA binding; DNA-binding transcription factor activity, RNA polymerase II-specific. The transcript has 5 exons. Gene Ontology annotation, biological process: cell differentiation; regulation of transcription by RNA polymerase II. The record is from RefSeq and is a predicted model, not a curated record. Bases 79 to 915 code for a protein of 278 amino acids. NCBI's taxonomy places the organism in Eukaryota, Metazoa, Chordata, Actinopteri, Centrarchiformes, Centrarchidae.
AUUGGAGGUCUGCAACAUAUAUAUACCUGUCAGAAAACACCUGCAGUAGUGUAACAGUGUUCACCUAUUAGGAAAGAAAUGGCCUCAAGUGAAGGCAACACUCAGACAUACAAGAUGACCUCCUUGGACAGCGACAUGAACCAACACUUCCAGGAUGCAAUUGAUGUGAUUAAACAGCAUUCAAAUAAUUCAUAUUACGAUUCAGAGUAUACAUAUUAUGAGACUGUGGGUUCCCAGCAGCCAUCACACACCGCACACCUGCAGUGUCAGAUCUCCUGCCUCGUCACCCACCAGUCUGAUGUACCAGCUCCAGCAUAUGACUGGACUGACAUGACUCAGCAGACUUGGCCUCAGGUCAUCCCUGAUGUCUCCCUGGGUCAAAAUGAAUCGCCUCAUUUCUACUCAAUCUUACCACCACAGAGGAACAGCAAAGGUCGUAAGAAGCUCAGACUUUAUGAAUACCUCCAUGAGGCUCUGAAUGACCCCAACAUGGGUGACUCAAUCCAGUGGACAGACAGCGGCAACGGCACCUUCCACUUCAUCUCCAAGAACAAAGAGAAGCUGGCUGAGUGCUGGGGCCAACGCAAGGGCAACCGUAAGACCAUGACCUAUCAGAAGAUGGCAAGAGCUCUGAGAAACUACAGCCGCACCGGUGAGAUCAUCAAAGUACGCCGCAAACUUACUUACCAGUUCAACCCAGACAUCCUGCACAGGCUCGGCUCUGCACAGGUGCCCAUGCACCUGCCCUGCCACCCCGCACAAGAGGAGGUCCGCACCCAGCAGCCAAACCCAGGUGACCAGAGCUACUGCAGCUCUGCAGCGGCAGAUUGGCACAGCUGGUACGGACACUUCCAGCUGCAGGAAGACUAUGACCUGGCCUCAAGCUUCACUUCACACAGCAUAACCAAACUCUGAGCUGGAGGACGGUUUGAUUGCAAAAGAAGAAAAUCUCUUAAACGUUUGAAAACUUUUUUCGAAGACUUAAAUGUAAACUCUCUGACUACUCAUUCAGUUCCAGCAUGCUAUCACAUGUUAUAGGACUAUUAAUGUCACAAACAGUAACACUAUUCAAUCAGAAGUGUUUGAAUACUUUAUAUUUUAGAAUUCUGUGAUCUUUACAGGGGAGUAUUAUGGUAAAUUUUAAACAUUCAAAAUAUGAGUGAGAGAAAAAAUUGUAAGUGAAUCAAGAAAUGUGCUCUUUUACAAAAUCCCUACAUUUAAAUAACAACUGCCUGAAUCAAAUUCAAAAUUUACAGUAUUGACAAAGAUUAUUAGUUUAAUUAGACAUAUAUAGUAACAACAUACUAAUAUAUGUCUUGCAGCUAAUGUCAGCACUUGUUUUAGAAUAUAGUGUAGACUUAACAGGCUGACAUCUCCAGUCAGCACACCUGCACUUAAUAAAGCACUAAUUUAACUAGCCAGUUAAGUUAACAGGCACUUAAAAGGAGGUUUUCAGAGACUGGAGCCUUUUUCAGCCACUGAAUGUUAUUGUCAUACGUCACAAUUUGACUAUUUUGGUUUGUGGAUAUAUAUAGUCAAAUGUGUUUGAAUACACAUUUUAUUUUUUAUUUUUAGCUUUGUGUGUGUGUGUUUUGUGUAGUAUCACUGUAAAUUACUUGUUAAUAAUUUUAAGCUAUAAAAUAUGAAUGAAAAAAUUCUCUAAUUUGAUCAAGGAAACUAGUUUUUUAGAAAAUGCUAAAGAUUUUAAUAAUAAUGCCCUGGAUAAGGUUUAAUCACUUAGAUGUUUUUAAUUAAGAAAAUACGGUUGUAUUUGACAUGCUGCACUUACUUUAAGAUAAGAUAUUUAAGUAUUUUGGCUUACACUAUGAAAUGGCACCCAUCCAAACAAAAAAAAAGCCAGCAAUCAGUUAAACAAAUCCACUUUCUACUACAAUUCUUGUACAGGUAGACCUAACUCUUUCUAUAUUUUAUUAUAUUUACCCCCAAAUAUAGGAUGUACAAACACAUUUCACUUGCAAUGUAGACACACUGUUUUGAAUCAAUGGUGAAAAAUAAUAAAUAUAGUAAAAAAGAUUAUAUUUUACAAUGAUAAUAAUAAUUUAAUAAUAAGUUGACUCAUGUUGUUACAACAAGCAACCAGUAAUAAGCAUUAUGUGUAAUGAAAUGUAAAUCUUUAUGAUUUUCUUGAUAAAAGUAUUAAAGAAAAAUGACUGGUGAUAUUUCUUAUAUUUAUUGUGUAUAAAUAAAUGUUGGUUAAUAAUAUCAGUAUUCAUUUAAUUCAACUUUUACAUAUAUUUUCAAAAUUUGUUGUAAUCUUUUAAACACAACCAAUAAAUCAAUCUGUGUACUCUCA